AUGAAGUUCUACGCUGUCGCUGCGCUCGCCCUCCUCUCAGGAGUCCAGGCUGCCGAGUCUGUCUCUACUACUGUCACUUGCAGUAGUUGCCCCUCUCACUCUUCGACACCCGACAUGGUGACGCGCUCCGCGCUCCCAACUAUAUCCUGCAGUGAGAAACCUCUGACUGUCGUCACCGACGCGUCUUGGUCAUCUGGUGCCGCUGCACCCACCGGCUCUAUGCCUGCGGCAACUCCCUCCACUGCUGUGACUGUCAAUGGCGCGAGCAGCAACAAGAUGGGUGCUAUGGGAGGGGUGGUUAUGAUUGCGGCCGUUGCCGCUGGCAUGCUUUGA
This is a messenger RNA of Fusarium vanettenii 77-13-4, 333 nucleotides long. RefSeq lists its product as uncharacterized. Bases 1 to 333 code for a protein of 110 amino acids. The record is from RefSeq and is a predicted model, not a curated record. The transcript has 2 exons. Lineage: Eukaryota; Fungi; Ascomycota; Sordariomycetes; Hypocreales; Nectriaceae.